AUGAUCCUCACGCAGUGCGCCGUCUGCGCCACCGAGCUUGGCUUAUCCUUGGGCAAGAAAUGCGGCCGCUGCAGCACGCGCUACUGUGGGCCUGAAUGCCAGGUGCAGCACUGGAAAGAGGGUGGCCACGAUAAUAUCUGUAAGAAAAUAAAGAAAGCAGGCGGCGCCGAGCAAUACAACGCAAAUACGAAGUAUACGGAGGCCGUAGCGGUCGCGGCGAAGGCGUGCGCGGAGGACACCAAGGGCCAGACGUGCUACAUCUGCACGCAGGCCGUGCAUUGGAAGACGAAGGAGGGCCUCGUGCGCAUGUGUGCGUGCCGCGGGACGGCGGGCUUCGCGCACGUGUCGUGUCUGGCGGAGCAGGCGAAGAUUUUGGUCGAGGAGGCCGAGGAGAACAAUUUGGACAUUAAACGUAAGGUGCAAUUGAAUCGGUGGCACUCGUGCAGUCUGUGCGAGCAGAAGUACCACGGCGUCGUGCGGUGCGCGCUCGGGUGGGCGUGCUGGAAGACUUAUGCGGGGCGGCCGGAGACAGACUCGACUCGGCUCUAUGCGAUAAACCAGCUUGGGAACGGCUUAUCCUCCGCAGAUCACAACGAGGACGCUUUGUCCGUGAGAGAGACGCAGUUGGCUUUGGUGCGGCACCUUUGCCCUACAGACGAAGAGAGUAUGCUCACCACGCAGAGCAAUCUUGCGAUCGCGUAUAAAAAGGUAGGGCGGCUAGACCAGGCUACACGCACGCGAGGAGGCGUGUACUUCGGGCAUUUGAAGCUCUCUGGAAAAGAGCAUAAAAGCACCCUCAUAGCAGCCAGCAACUACGCGUCAGGGCUCAUGGAUCUACAACACUUCGAACAAGCCAAAUCGCUGCUGCACAAAACUAUGCCCGUGGCGCGACGCGUUCUCGGCGAGAGUCAUGCACUUACGCUCGGAAUGAGGAGGAAUUACGCGCGGGCGCUCCGCAAGGACCCGGCCGCCACGCUCGACGAUGUCCGCGAGGCCGUGACGAGGCUCGAGGACUUGGAACGGACCGCGCGGCGCGUGCUCGGUGGCACCAACCCGUUCGUGAUGGGUGUUGAGCACGAGGUGGAAGCGUCGCGAGCAGCGCUCCGUCGUGAUGGAUAUUGGCGCGAAGAGACAGCUCCGGGCGACGUGAGCUCCCUACGCGAGGCGAUGGAAGCGAUGAUGUCGGGGGAUGCUAAGUAA
Pelagomonas calceolata is the source of this 1200-nucleotide messenger RNA. NCBI's taxonomy places the organism in Eukaryota, Pelagophyceae, Pelagomonadales, Pelagomonadaceae. The record is from the annotation of a GenBank genome assembly.